CUUCAUGUGCCGAACAGAGCUGCUGUUUGAAGCUGAUUCAAUACCUACUAACAUCUACCUGUAUAGCAGCUGUCAUGACGAAACCUCGUGGGUUCGAGUUUUGGAGAAGCACUCUGAAGUGUGCACGGUACGUAGUCGCGCCCAUGGUGGACCAGAGCGAGCUCGCCUGGAGGCUGUUGAGUCGCAGACAUGGCGCAGAGCUCUGCUACACUCCCAUGCUGCACGCACAGGUGUUCGUCAGAGAUGCAAACUACCGCCGUGAGAACCUGUAUAACGAAGUAAGCCAAGAAGACCGACCCCUCAUCACACAGUUCUGUGCCAAUGAUCCUGAGGUGUUUAUCCAGGCAGCUCUGCUCGCCCAGGAUUACUGUGAUGCCAUUGAUCUGAAUUUGGGCUGCCCCCAGAUGAUUGCAAAAAGAGGCCAUUAUGGUGUGUUUCUUCAAGAUGAAUGGGACCUUCUUGAGAAAAUGAUUAAAUUGGCAGAUGAAAAACUCUCUGUGCCCAUCACUUGCAAAAUCCGGGUCUUCCCAGAGAUUGAGAAAACAGUCAAGUAUGCCAAAAUGCUGGAAAAGGCCGGAUGCCAGCUCCUCACAGUCCAUGGGAGAACCAAGGAUCAAAAGGGGGCUUUGACUGGUAUUGCAAGCUGGAAGCACAUCAAAGCUGUACAGGAGGCUGUAAGCAUUCCUGUUUUUGCCAAUGGAAACAUCCAGCACUUGAGUGAUGUACAGCGCUGCAUGGAGGAGACUGGAGUACAAGGGGUUAUGAGUGCAGAGGGAAAUCUGCACAAUCCUUCCCUGUUUGAGGGCUGUAGUCCACCUGUGUGGGAGAUGGCUGAGGAGUACCUGGAGGUGGUACAGAAACAUCCACCCUGCAGUCUGUCUUAUGUCCGCGCCCACCUCUUCAAACUAUGGCACCACACGCUACAGAUACAUCAAGACCUGAGGGAGGAGUUAGCCAAAGCAAAAAACAUAGCUGGAAUAACAGAAGUUAACCGACAGCUCAAACAUCGCUGUCAGGAGGAGAUGGCUAAAGAGGAGUCUGAAUGGAAUCAAACUGGACUACCCUUCCCGCACUGGAUCUGUCAACCCUACAUCAGACCAGCACCUAAGGAUCCAAGCACUGAAAAUGGGCAGAAAGCACAAGAGACGAAAGCUGUGAGUGUGAAGAGGCCACUAGAGGACAAUGAUGGUUCAAAUGACUCCCUAUCCAAGAAUAAACAGAAGAAGAAAGCCCGUAACCCUCACAAGAACUUCUGUCCAGAGCUGAAACCAAAAUACAUCAAGUGUGAGCAGUGUGGCAACCCUAAAGGGAAUAAAUGUGUCUUCAACUUGUGCCGUGGGUGCUGCAAGAGAAAGGCUUUCAAGGAAGUGGCUGAUUGUCCAAGUCAUGGCUUGAGAUUCAAAACCAAGGCCUUGAGACAGUGCAACUCAGACACAAGCAGUGGGCUGACAAACAAGAAACCCAGUUGUCAGAUUGAUCUUUCAUCUGCAGUCCACGAUCAGCAACCCCUGGCAUAAAGGAUGAUUGUAUACUAGAUCUGGGUGACAAUGGCAUCUGAAGACUUAAAUGAUUGACUUCUCGGAAAGUUUGUUUGAAAUCCGUUUCCACUGCUGUGCUGAACUGAAAACUAACGAUUGCAGUUGGUGCCAAACCUGGUUGCUUUUUUUUUUUAAAUGUUAAUUGGACCAUUUUGGCACAGAUGGAAUUGUGAAUAUACAUGUUACUAAAUUAACUGAAUAUUCAGAGCCUCUGUCAUACAUUACACCAGACAUUAAGUUAAAGGUACAUCUGCUAACCCUUGCAUGUUUUGGUAUGAGUUGUGAUUAUACCACUGUGCUGCUGUUACGUAUUGCUAGUUCAUCUGUUUUUCUGCACAAGUAGAGGAAUUCUCGUUCAGUGUCUUAAAAGGGAUAGUUCAUCCUAAAAUGAAAAUACUCAUUUAAUCAUCAUCUUGCCAUCCUAGAUGUGACUUUUUUUCUUCUGCUAAACACAAACAAAGAUUUCAGAAGAAUAUCUCAGCUCUGUAGGUCCAUUCUAUUGAGGUGAAUUGUGGUCAGGCCUUUGAACCUUCAAAAAGCAGAUAAAGUCAGCAUAAAAGUAAUGAUUAUGAUUCCAGUGGUUUCAUCCAGGUCUUCUGAAGCUAUCCAAUCGGUUUUGGGUGAGACUAGAACAAAAUGUAACUCCUUUUUCACUGUACAUCUUGGCAUUGUAGUCUCUAGGCACGAUUAUGAUUACAAGCUCGAUUACACUUCCUAGUGCUUAAAGCAUGCACAGAGCGCUAUAGGAAGUGUAAUAUAGGCUGUAGAGCUUGAAAUAAUUAUUGCCAAGGAGACUGCUCUCAACAUAAACAGUGGAAAAAGGAGUUACAUUUUGUUCUGUUCUCACCCAAAACCAACUGGAUCACUUCAGAUGACAUUGAUUAAACCACUGAAGUCUGAUGGAUUACUUUUAUGCUGCAAAUUGUCUGUUUUGAUAAUCACUAGAUGAUGUUUAAAAUUAAGUUGCCACUAUAAACGCGUACCCCUGUAUUGUUCCAUGGUUAUUGUUCCAGAGGAGCUGGACUUUUAUCUUGGGACUUUGUUUAAAUACACUGAUGGGGACCUUCACCCAAAAGAAUAGCAGGUGCUCUAGCGGACUUAAAAUAUUUACUUUCUUACAAUAUUUAUUGUCUUCCUUAUUGAAAGAUUUGACAGUUGUAUGGUGAAGCCACAAACACCUUUUAUUUUAACAUUUUUCAAAUAACUUUAUAUAAAAAAAAUUUACUUUAUGGAUUUGUUCUGACUACUAUCCUGGGCUGACAAGAUCACAUUGUAAUGCAGUGAUUUUUAAAUCUUACACUCAGAUCUGUGGGCAGAACAAUUAAAUUUACUCAGUCUGGAACCUUUUUAAAGUAACUGUAUUUUUAUAACACAAUUGUCUGAUACAGAUGACUACUAACAAAUGACCAGAAAUCAAAUGCCAUUGUUUUGUGUUGCCCUUUGCCUUUCACCAUUUUGUUUAUUAGGAGUUAGUCUCUUAUUUGAAAAAUGUAACCUUAUUAUAACUUAAGUUCCACAUUGUUAAUUUCGGUUGUAAUGUAUGACAGCAUAUCAGUUCAUUUUGUGUCUCACUGUUACUUUUCAGUAUCAGGAUAAGCAAUGACUAAAGCUCAGUGCCUUUUUAUAAAAGUUGUGGGUCUUUCCCUUAAAAACAUUCUUAAAUAAAUCCCUUACU
Molecule: messenger RNA, 3213 nt
Organism: Xyrauchen texanus (razorback sucker)
Lineage: Eukaryota; Metazoa; Chordata; Actinopteri; Cypriniformes; Catostomidae
Gene: dus1l
Product: dihydrouridine synthase 1-like (S. cerevisiae)
Exons: 14
Coding region: 75-1517 (480 amino acids)
Molecular function (GO): tRNA dihydrouridine synthase activity
Source: RefSeq, a predicted model, not a curated record